Molecule: messenger RNA, 2001 nt
Organism: Pseudo-nitzschia multistriata
Lineage: Eukaryota; Bacillariophyta; Bacillariophyceae; Bacillariales; Bacillariaceae
Source: the annotation of a GenBank genome assembly
CAAAAAAUCUCUCUCCAGUGGAAAGGUUCCAAACCAAAGAUAGUUUACAAGUGGAACGGUUGCAAACACACUGUAGAUCAGGAUGGGAAACCUUUGCUGCAGUAGCAGCAGCCAAGAUACAAAAGUGAUCCAAAAUAGUACCAGAAGCGAUGCAAAGAGUCAUUCAGAUGGAACAACAAUACGCGGCUCGAAGAUCUUACAAAGUGGUGCAUACCAAGUAGACUCCGAAGGUACAAUUUUUUUCGAUGCCAUUGAUAGAUUUCCAUCGCAGGAAGAUAUGUUUUAUCCUCCCGCUCACACUAUGAGACUGUCACUCUCUCUGAACGAGGUGGACAUGGAGCAACCAGGGACUCUCCCGAUUCUCCUGAGUAAUCCCAGCCUCGGAUCGAUAGAAGAAGUAGAUGGGCAGCAGCCGCAACGCCGAUCCGUAGCUGCCAUCUCAAAACAUCUUUCCUCGGAAACCCCGGGGUCUCAAGGAUCAGGAUAUCCCGGAGAAUUGACAGAAUCAGAUUUGGAAACGUGCCUCAAAUUUCGCGAAGAGCUAAAGAAAAGAGACCCUGCCUUCAAAGAAAUGGUCAUGUCAAUGCACCCAUACGAACACGAGGCAUUUGCCCUCUGUCGGUAUUUGCGGGCGCGUGAUUUUGUCAUUGAAGACGUGUUUGCCAUGUUGACAGAAAAAAACCAACCUCAAAGCUGGUCCAUCGCAAGGGACGCCGGUUUCUACGAGGACUUUCACAACACGAUCCCAGAAUUCAAUGGCUGUCCRCUGCCAGUGUUUUUGACUCAAUUUCCCCUCAUCCAUAGCGGAAUUGGCAAGAACGGUGCGAUCGUCUUGUAUUUCAAGGCGGGAGAGGUCAACUGCCCGGGUAUCGAAUGCAUCGCCGGAGAUAUGGUCAAUGCGCUUCCCGUUGCAUGGAAUCGGCUUUACCACGGCGCACGCAAUGCCAUGAAACGGGAAGUUGCACGUGCGGAUCCUUCUACCACCACGGUCUUGGGCGAAAAAAUCAUUGUAGUCGAUCUUGCGGGUGAUUCGGCACUAUUCUCGAGCGGACUAGACUUUUUGAAGGCUGCACCGGCAGCGGGCUCGUGCUUUCCCGAAACUGUCAACCGAACGUAUGUCUUGAACGCACCCUUUUCCUUUUCCAUUGCGUGGGCAGUCAUCAAGCAGCUCAUCGACCCCAGGACCGUCCAAAAAAUUGGAUUCUUUUCGACGAUCGCCAAGGCAACAUCGGAUUUUCUAAAGUACAUUGAAUCGGAAGACUUGCUUUCGACUUAUGGUGGAACCGGAGAAUCCUUCGAGGAAAUCUUAGCCAAACGCCAGAAGGAACUUACACACAAAGAAGGAAUCGCUCGGUACGUUGUAAAACAACUGACCACGGCCGGGAAUGAGAUUUGUUUCGGGUUUGAUCUAUCCGAGGAAGAAACGGUGGAUUCGAUCGUGGUCUACAGCCGGUCGGAUAAUGUGUGCGAGAUUUCGGUAGUGGACAGCAACGGCAACGAGGUUGUGAAGGAGACCGAAGUCCGCAGAGAGAAUGCCACGAAUAGCAACACCGCAGAGGACAUUUCUCGYAACAAUUAUGCCAUGGAAAUUGCAACAUCCGAGGACUUUGCCCAAACCCCUGCAGGCUCCUUUGUUGUCAAUACCAAGAGCGGAAAAAAGGGAGACCACUAUUUGGUGGCCGUCACUGUUGCCGAGAAGCAGUGAAGUUCGACGGCAAUGCUCGCGCAAAAAUGCUAGGCGUGAUUGGCGAACGGGAUGUACACCCGAGAAGGCAAGUAAAAACAAAACGUAAUAGGUUCGAUCCAAGCAGGCCGGAAAGGGACAGGUGUUUUUUUGUCAUGUGGGGAUUCAGCAUGUGGCAACUGGAAAAUAUAGAUGGUUUUACUARUAAGUGCGCGGAGACACCWUGUUCAAUAUUUUCUUCUAUUGUCAUUGUCACUAUGAAAGGAGUUUCUUUCAGAUUGCUUAUUCCUUGAAAAGAAUGAAAAUGAUCACAGUUC